Molecule: messenger RNA, 816 nt
Organism: Prunus armeniaca (apricot)
Lineage: Eukaryota; Viridiplantae; Streptophyta; Magnoliopsida; Rosales; Rosaceae
Source: the annotation of a GenBank genome assembly
AUGGUUGCUAGGGGGUUUUUGCAAAGCGAUGUUAUGGAUGCAUAUGUUGAAAUGAUUGUGAUUGCUGAGCUGCCAUUUUCUUUUGUAGAAAAGAAAGGUUUUAGGAGGUUUUGUGGUGUUGCUUGUCCGAUGUUUAAAGUGCCUAGUAUGAGAAAAACAGUGAGGCAGUUUCUUAAAAUGUAUGAUGCACAAAAACAGCAGCUGAAGAAUGAUUUAAGUGCACAUAGGAUCAACCUCACGAUUGACACUUGGACAAGUGUCCAAAACACCAAUUACAUGCUGCAAAAAUUUGUUGUGGCAAUUAGGAAUGCUGUGAGGUAUGUUCGGUCAUCUCCACAGAGAUUGGAUUAUUUUAAAACCUCUAUUGAGAAGGAGAAACUGACCUGCAAAGGUCUUGUAUGCAUGGAUGUCCCCACAAGAUGGAAUUCAACAUAUAUGAUGUUGGAUGCAACCUUGAAAUUUAAGAAUGCUUUUACUAGAAUGGCAGAGGAUUUGAACAACCCAUUCAUGGCUUAUUUCAAAGAGCCAGAUGAGGUAGUUGAUGAGGAUGGUGUAGUUCAGACUAAUAGUAGGCAGUGUCGGGUUGGACCACCAACUGAUGUAGAUUGGAACAAUGCAACAGUGUUUGUGAGGUUUUUGAAGAUGUUUUAUGAGGUGACCUUAAAGGUGAGUGCAUCUUUACACCCCACAAUUCAUAAAACAUUUCAUGCAGUUAUUUCCAUAGAAAAGGAGAUUGACAAGUUGUUUGUGGCACCUCAAUUUGCCACUGGUUCAGAUGCAGAGAAAGUGUUGACUGCCUUGUACGUGUCAAAGUGA